Molecule: messenger RNA, 621 nt
Organism: Nerophis lumbriciformis (worm pipefish)
Lineage: Eukaryota; Metazoa; Chordata; Actinopteri; Syngnathiformes; Syngnathidae
Source: RefSeq, a predicted model, not a curated record
AUGGCUGACCCUGCACGAAUCAAAACUGAGGCCACACUUGAGACACCAGCUGCUGGUCCAGAUGAGCUGCCUAAAACUAAGGCGACCGAUGACUGUACAGUUCCUGCUCAGGAAAAGUCUAAAGAUGAACCAAAAGAGUUGCCAAAGCAAGAACUCAAACAGGAAGAUGCAUCUGAACCAGCAACAGCAGAAGAUGAGGAAGAAGGGACUUCAGGUCAGCCUGCUUCAAAAAGACUGAAGGUGGAACCAGAAAAGAAAAAGGAAAAGAAGCAAAAGGUUGACGAGGACGAAAUACAAAAGAUGCAGGUUUUGGUCUCGUCCUUCUCUGAAGAUCAGCUUAAUCGUUAUGAAAUGUACAGACGUUCUGCCUUCCCUAAGGCUGCUAUCAAGAGGCUGAUCCAGUCUAUUACGGGAUCCUCAGUGUCCCAGAACGUAGUGAUCGCCAUGUCUGGUAUCGCCAAAGUUUUUGCUGGGGAAAUAGUCGAGGAAGCAUUAGAUGUUUGUGAAAAGUGGGGUGACACGCCACCCCUUCAGCCCAAACACAUGAGGGAGGCAGUGAGGAGGCUUAAGAGCCGCCAUCAGAUUCCCAACACCAAGUACAAAAACAUUUUGUUUCGCUGA